GAGCUACGAGUGCAUUGUGUGAGAGGGUGUUAGCUUGUUUGCUAACAUCCCUGCAGGGGGUUUAUGUGGAGUUCAGAGACCAAAACAUCAGCCAGUAAACUUUGUCUGGAUGUGGAGUGUUGCCAUUGAGACUCAAAAUGUCUUUCACAAGAGAGCCCUGACCAGGAGCACACAACUAACAUUCACGAACAGAAGUGAUCGUUAUGAGAUGUCACGGAAAGCAACAACCAGGACUUCCUCUCUCAUGGCCGUCCAUUCAGAUUCACAUCAGCAGAGCAUCCUGAGCAAAUUUGACAAGCUCAGGAAAAGAGACCUGCUGUGUGACAUCACUCUCGUUGUGGAGGACAUGCACUUCAAGGCCCACAGAGCCCUGCUGGCAGCGAGCAGCGAGUAUUUCUCCCUCAUGUUCACAGCAGAGGAUCGUAUCAGCCAGCCGACCUACAGGCUGGAGGGGAUGGCAGCGGGGAUGUUUGCAGCAGUGCUGGAGUUCAUCUACAGUGCCCAGGUGCGUGUGGAGGAGAGCACCACCGAGCAGCUACUGGCCACAGCUCGUCUUAUGGAGGUCAACGACCUGGUGAAGGUGCUAACUGAACUCAAGCGCUCUGCUGCAGAGGUCAGAGGUGACGAGGGGGGAGCAGCUGCAGCCGAGGCACCAGAUCUGUUGAAACGCAAAAGAGGACGACCAAAGAAAAACGUGUACGUGCCUCUAACAGAGCUGGAAGACAGAUGUGCACCAUAUGAGGGUUCAGAAGAGACACAAGCUGGUGAUAUAAACUGUGAUGAUGUAGUGACACCUAAAGAUGCAGAUUAUAACCCAGCAUCCCACCGGCAGAGCAAACGCAAAAUCCGGCCUCCAGUAAAAUAUGAGGGCUACAAGGUGGGCAGCGACUCAGCGGGGGGCAAAGAGCCUGUGAAGAGAGGCAGGAGGAGGAAAUACCCCGACACUGAGGCCCGGUGUGACGAAUGUGACAAAGUGUUCAAAAACCACCUGUUUCUCAAGAUUCACCAGAGGACUCACACAGGAGAGAAGCCUUUUCGCUGCCUGGAUUGUGGGAGUAGUUUCACCCAGAAGCACGCUCUGCUGUCUCACCAGCGCAUACACACCGGAGAGAAGCCGUAUGUGUGUUCUGUCUGCUCCAAAGCGCUCUCCUCCAAACACACCCUGAUGGAGCACAUGAACCUCCACGAAGGAAAGAAGUCGUUCAGCUGUGAGAAAUGUGGAAAGACGUUCAGUCAGAAGAGGCAACUUAAAAGCCACUUCAGAGUUCACACAGGCAAAUCGUUACCAGAGUGCGCUCAGUGUCAUCACAAGUUUUUGGACACGGCUCAGCUGAAAAAGCACCUGAGAACUCACACAGGUGAGAAGCCUUUCACCUGUGAGAUCUGUGGGAAGUGUUUCACGACCAAGAGCACUCUGCAGACUCAUAUAAGAAUUCACAGAGGUGAGAAGCCGUAUCACUGCAACAUCUGCAACAAAUCCUUCUCUGACCCGAGCGCAAGACGUCGACACGUCACCUCUCACUCGGGAAAGAAACCCUUCACCUGCUCCUUCUGCAGCCUUUCAUUCACCCGCGCAGACAAUCUGAGAACGCACAUGAAGUCUCACAACAAGGAAAGAGCUGCAUCGACAGAAUCCUCAUCAUCAGACACAGGGGACGCCGCGGCAGCGCCGGAGGAGGUUCGUAACAUCCUGCAGCUGCAGCCGUACCAGCUGCCCACCAGCUCUGAGCAGGAGAUCCAGCUGGUGGUGACGGGAGACGUGGACAACAUCAACUUUGUGCCGGCUCAGGAGCAGGAGAUCAGCAUCAUCACCACAGAGGGGACGUCAGAGUCGGCCCACUCCAGACUCGCCCUCCUCGCCCAGUCGUCUGGAAGCGUGCAGAACGUGGCUCUGGUCGCUCAGGGCGGCGUGGUGGAGCAGAGCCCUCAGAUUCAGACCAUCAGCAUGCUGGAGGGCCAGAUGACGCACCAGCCUGAGCAGAUGCACGUCAUCACUCUGAGUAAAGAGGCGAUGGAGCAGCUACAGGCCCAUCACGGCCCCCCGCAGCCCCUUCAGAUGGCACAGCGACCCGUCCAGCACCUGCGGUUGACGCACCACCGUGUCCAGCCGCUGGCCGUCAGUCCGGAGAGUUCACAGACGAGCAGGGAGCAGCACAGCCAGGCCAUUCACAUCAGCAGCCAGAGCAGCCAGCCCAUCUCCAUCAGCCAGACCAGCGAGCAGAUCUCCAGCCACCACAUCCAGGGACAGACGUUCCAGAUCCAGGCAGGGACCGUGUCCUACCUGUACACCACCGGGCUGCCGCAGGACAGCUGAGCGUGGGCUGGAUUCAGACUGACACUGCUGCUACAGUUCACAGUGAUAACGGAUUAACUAAGGUAUCGUAGUAAGGAACAAAUUUUACUGCAAAUUCUAUUUUUUACAUUUUCUGUCAUCUUUUAAAGCAUCCCAUAAUAACAGUCAAAGCAGGACCUUUAUUUUCUAGAAGUUUAUGUGUCGCUUUGUCUCCAAGGAAACUCUGAGAUCUGAGAGUCGACACAUUUGGCAAACAUGCUCAUGAGGAAAAUACAGCGCUAGAAAACAAUCAAGAGCAACUAUAACAUUUUAUUUUCGAUUCAUAGAAAUGAUCUCAUAAUUACUGAGUGUUAUGUCAACACGUGGGACUGAAAAGUGGUAACGGUGCUGCACGGUGCUUUUGAAGAGAAGACACAUGUACAAUUUAUGGCUGGUGGAUAAAAAUACUAAAUAAUAAAAAGGUGUUAAUGAAUGAAAACGA
Acanthopagrus latus (yellowfin seabream) is the source of this 2774-nucleotide messenger RNA. It is a transcript of the gene zbtb24, whose product is annotated as zinc finger and BTB domain containing 24. Gene Ontology annotation, biological process: regulation of transcription by RNA polymerase II. Gene Ontology annotation, molecular function: protein binding; RNA polymerase II cis-regulatory region sequence-specific DNA binding; DNA-binding transcription factor activity, RNA polymerase II-specific. The record is from RefSeq and is a predicted model, not a curated record. Lineage: Eukaryota; Metazoa; Chordata; Actinopteri; Spariformes; Sparidae. Gene Ontology annotation, cellular component: nucleus. Bases 110 to 2314 code for a protein of 734 amino acids. The transcript is spliced from 8 exons.